Messenger RNA from Triplophysa rosa, 2469 nucleotides. RefSeq names its product extracellular calcium-sensing receptor-like. Gene Ontology annotation, cellular component: membrane. Gene Ontology annotation, biological process: G protein-coupled receptor signaling pathway. The transcript has 6 exons. The record is from RefSeq and is a predicted model, not a curated record. Gene Ontology annotation, molecular function: G protein-coupled receptor activity. Lineage: Eukaryota; Metazoa; Chordata; Actinopteri; Cypriniformes; Nemacheilidae. Bases 16 to 2469 code for a protein of 817 amino acids.
GAUCGGCCAGUGUUCAUGACUACUGGAGACUUCACAAUAGGAGGGAUUUUUCCUUUGCAUUAUAGAGUAGAGCUUCCUCCAACAGACUACAUAAAGAGACCCUUAGCAGCACAGUGUCAAGGGUUUGAUCCAAGGGCCUUCCGCUGGGCUCUCACAAUGAAGCUUGCAGUGGAACAGAUAAACCACAGAAAAGACCUCCUGCCCAACCGUACUCUGGCCUACAAAAUAUUUGACUCCUGCGCCACUCCUGUGACAGCUCAGAAAGCAGUCCUGGCCGUACUGAACGGGCAUGAUAUUGUUUCAGCUUUUAUUUGUUCUAAAACUGGUAAUUUAUUAGGAUUAGUAGGGGAAUCUGGUUCCUCACAGUCCAUUGUUGUCUCUAGAACUCUGCAGCCUUUCAGAAUACCAAUGAUAAGCUACUUCUCAACCUGCUCUUGUCUAAGCGACCGAAAGCAGUUCCCAACAUUUUUCCGAGUGAUACCCAAUGAUGAUUACCAGGUCAAAGCUAUAGCACAGCUCUUAAAGAAGUUCGGCUGGACAUGGAUUGGCGUGGUCACUGAAGAUCAUGACUACGGCAAGUUUGCUUUACAGGGCUUGAAACGAGAAAUUGAAAACACUGACAUUUGUUUAGCUUAUCAUGAAAUGAUCCCAAAAGACUACACCCGAGAAAAAGUCCUUAGGAUUUUAAAAGUAAUGAAAGAAUCCACAGCUAAGGUUGUAGUUGUUUUUUCAGGAGAGGGUGAAUUUUAUCCAUUCUUGAGAGAGUUUAUGAUUCAGAAUAUCACAGGAAUUCAAUGGAUUGCAAGUGAGGCUUGGGUUACAGCCUCCAUUUUAGCAGAAUCCUAUCCAUUCUUACACGGCACAACUGGGUUUGCGAUUCGUCAAGGACACAUUCCAGGUUUGGAGGAUUAUCUCAAAACAGUGAAUCCAGAAGAAUAUCCGUCUAACCCUCAGGUUCAGGAGCUUUGGGAAGCUCUCUACGGCUGUUCUCCUUCUAUCAGUUUAAACAGUCAUCUGCCCUCCUGUACAGGGAAAGAGACGCUCAGAGAAGAGCAUUCUGCAUACAUGAACACAUCUAGCCCUCGUGUCAGCUAUAAUGUGUAUAAAGCGGUGUACGCCUUUGCUCAUUCUCUACAUAAUCUCAUUCACUGUACACCUGGAAAUGGACUGUUUGAGAAUUUCUCAUGUGCAGAUUUCAACAAUGUGUUUCCAUGGCAGCUACAGCAUUAUUUACAGGAAGUGUCCUUCUCUGUUUCUGGAGAAGAAGUUAAUUUUGAUAUCAAGGGGGAUUCAAUUCCAUCAUAUGAUUUGAUAAACUGGCAAAGACACACAAAUGGAGAUAUUCAGUUUAUUAAAGUGGGUCUCUAUGACACAGCACAGCAUGCUGGGAAAGAACUGGUGAUUGAGGAGCAGGCCAUCAUGUGGUCUAACCAACACAAUAAGGUGCCUGUAUCUGUGUGCAGCAACAGCUGUACUCCAGGAUUUAGGAAGGCUGUCCGUCGUGGGCAGCCUCUGUGCUGCUUUGACUGUGUUCCAUGUGAUAUUGGCAAAAUCAGUAAUCAAACAGAUUCAAUAGAUUGCCUGUCAUGCCCUGAAGAUUACUGGUCCAAUAUGAACAGAACAAUGUGUGUGCCGAAGGUAGUUGAGUUUCUCUCCCAUGAUGCAAUGGGAAUCACCCUGACUGUGAUAGCUGUUGUGGGAGCGUUUCUUACUAUCACAGUGCUCUUGAUAUUUUUGUACAACAGAGGAACGCCUAUAGUCCGAGUGAAUAACUCAGAGCUCAGUUUCUUCAUCCUGUUAUCUUUGACUCUGUGUUUUCUGUGUGCUUUGGUGUUCAUUGGAGAACCCACAUCCUGGUCCUGCAUGCUCAGACACACUGCCUUCAGCAUCACCUUCUCUCUCUGCAUCUCCUGCAUCCUGGGAAAGACUUUAGUGGUAUUAGCAGCGUUCACAGCUACUCGACCUGGAAACAAUAUCAUGAAAUGGUUGGGCCCCACACAGCAGAGAAUCAUCAUCUUCAGCUGCACUUUAGUUCAAGUGUUGAUAUGUACUGCCUGGCUUGUAGUGUCCCCACCGUUCCCCUAUAGAAACACUAAAUAUCAACAGUCUAAGAUCAUCCUGGAUUGCAGUGUUGGCUCUGAUAUGGCCUUCUGGUGUGUGCUGGGAUAUAUCGGCCUCCUGGCCUGUGUUUGCUUUUUUCUGGCUUUUUUGGCUCGAAAGUUGCCGGGCAAUUUUAAUGAGGCCAAGUACAUCACUUUCAGCAUGCUUAUUUUUUGUGCUGUGUGGUUGGCUUUUGUACCUGCAUAUGUCAGUUCACCUGGAAAAUUCACAACAGCUGUAGAGAUUUUCGCUAUUUUAGCUUCAAGUUUUGGUCUGCUGCUCUGCUUAUUUGCUCCAAAAUGCUACAUAAUUUUACUAAAGCCUGAAAAAAACACCAAGCAGCAUUUAAUGGGAAAAGUAGCAAAAUAA